AUGCCUGGCAUUCCACCCCAAACAGCUCUGCACGCUCUUGACAACCUCAAGGCCAAGCUCAAGGCCGCCUUCAAGAAGAAGGACGGAGAGGCCAAACCCGCCGAGCACAAGCCCACCGAGACAAAGCCUGCCGAUGCCACAGCUACCACCACCGAGCCCACCAAGACUGAGGCCGCUCCUCCUGCUCCCGCCACUGAGCCAGCUCCUGCGCCACCUGCAGCUGAAGUUGCCGCCCCUGCUCAGGAGGCCGCCAAACCCGAGACUGAGGUGAAGCCUGUAGAGCCCGCACCUGUCACCGAACCCGCUAAGAUUGCGGAGGCCGCUCCUGCUCCCGCUAUUGAACCCGCCAAGCCCGACGCCGCUCCGGCCACCGAAGCUCCCGCUGCCGAGCCUGCGCCGGUCGCUGCUCCGGCUGCGCCAACCGCUCCGGUCGUCGAGACUCCUGCUGCUGCUCCUGCUGCUCCCGUUGCCCCUGUUGAGGCCCCCAAGGAAGAGGAGAAGAAGGACGCCCCUCCUGCUCCCGCUCCUGCCCCCGUGGCCUCGGCUUAA
This is a messenger RNA of Fusarium sp. VM40, 549 nucleotides long. Lineage: Eukaryota; Fungi; Ascomycota; Sordariomycetes; Hypocreales; Nectriaceae. The record is from the annotation of a GenBank genome assembly.